This is a messenger RNA of Paramecium octaurelia, 258 nucleotides long. The record is from the annotation of a GenBank genome assembly. Lineage: Eukaryota; Ciliophora; Oligohymenophorea; Peniculida; Parameciidae.
AUGCUAAUGGAAAAUUUUCACAUCUAUGAUGCUUCACUUAUCAAUUCAACUGAGUAAUUUGAAAACCUUGAAUUACCCAUCAGAAAGUAGGUAAUACCAAUUGAAAAUUCAAAAAUUAUGUAAGCUUAAAAUAACCAAACGAAUAUUAUAUUUUAAAUGAUAAGGACUUUCAACUAUUCAAAAUGGAUGAAACAAUCCUUAACAAAAUUGACCAAUAUAUAGGGAGGUUAUUAUAAGAAAACCUUUAUAGAAUUAUGA